UACGGUAUGAUUCGUAUAGUAUGUGUGCAUGGAAGUCGCCAUAUUGAGGUAUGCAGUGUGAAAUUAUACCAAAUUGGAGAACUUUUUAGUGUUGCUAGCAGGCUAGCUCGACUGACAAUAUGUAUGAUGUGGCGAUUAUAUGUUGCAGCUAUUCCACUUGUGUGGUUUUAUCUGGUUUCCAUCACUUACGGUAGCACAAAUGAUACUGUUGUUCCUAGGCAGAAAGCUGGUCAGACUGUCCUGGGUAACCACACAACAACUCAAGAUGGCAGCAACACUAACCACAACACAGAUGCCCUGCCACCUACCACAUCCACAACAUCGUAUGCCACCGACACGGCAUCCAAAUCAGACUCUACUGCCAAAACCCCGCCACAAGUUGCAAAAGACGCAACAAGAACUAAGCCGCCAUCACCACCGGCGGCGGCGACAUCACAGACAUUGCGCUCGACGCUGUCCGCAAGAACAAUAUUAAGUGAAAGCAUUAUUAGAACUAUAACCACAAAAGCUAUUGGCAAUCAGACUCCACCAACCCCUGCGGUUGGAAACAGAAUGAAAAGUACUAGUGAAAAAGAUUAUUUAUUAACCGAUGUAACAACAAUUAGUGUUCCUUUUGGAGGAGAAGAAGAAGAAACAGGACAAGAUGAACUGCCGAGACCACCUUUAGAUUCCAUCACAGGUUCAAGACCAGUGAUUGAGAAGAGUGGGCUGAAGGACAAGACCGUUGAAUUAGGGGAUGAUGUCCGACUGACGUGCCAUGUUCAGAGUGUCCGUCCUUCUGAGAUCUGGUGGGAGUUCAACGGGAUAGCCAUCGGUCAAAGUGACUUCUUCUCAAUAAAGACCAAGCCCAGGGCUAGCUCACUCAAAAUAAAUGGAGCUAGUUUGGAGCAUGCUGGUAGCUACACAUGCAAGGCAAGGAAUGAGUUUGGUACUACAGUAUCUCCUGACAUUCAGGUGGUGGUUCUAAUGGCACCCACAUUUAUAAAGGGGCCUGGUAACCACAGCGUAGGCUAUGGCCAGCUGUUGAAUCUCAGCUGUACGGUAGAAGCCUACCCACCUCCCAGGAUAGCUUGGUUCAAGAACACGGAACCUCUUCCACAAUGGACUGGUAAGGAAAUGAUCGUCAUAAACGUGACAGAGUCGGCGACAUACUCUUGCUUCUACCGGAAUGUUAUCAAGGACGAGGAUAAGUUUGCAGCCCGAUAUGGAGUGGUUACUGUGACUGGAGUCCGUCCCAGUUACUGUGCUGCUUACAACGGAGCAACCUGCCGUUCACAGCUGCCAUCCAGUCCUUACUAUAUCUUUGUGAAUGGUCACGGUGACGAACCCCUUACCUUGGAUAGCAAGCUUUCUGAGAUCCUGUCUAGUAAGACGAUGAUGAACAUGCCCGAAGACUGUCAGGCGGGGAUCAGAGAGCUCCUGUGCCACGGUACGCAUCCAAAGUGCGAAUUGGUCGGCCAGAAACCUAGAGGACAGAAAAUCUGCAAGGAGGAUUGCGAGAUCGUUCAGAGCAGAUGUCCAGACUGGGCUCAGCUGGUCAACCGUUUUCUUGACCCUCUACCGGACAAGAUUCGUAGUCUUGGGUUGAGCUCAUGCGAGAAUCUACCGGAAAACUAUUGCACGUCACUGUGGCCUCUUAAUGACACAAGCCAACCUACAACAGCAGCUUCCCCAAGAGUUCCUACAUCACCAACAACUAGGAUCAUACCUACCACUCAGUCAGUAAGACGCACACCGAGUGGUUUAGGAGAGGAUCCUCGAGAUACUGCGGAACAGGAUCCAUUCAUAUUUCUUAUUCUCGUCAUCACAAUACCCAGUGCUGUUGUCAUUCUGAUUGGAGUUAGCGCUUUGGUCUUUGGCGUCAGACACUACCGAGGUAUCUCAAAGUUCACCCUCCCCAAGAACAUUGAUCUGAGUGGGAUGACGGAGAAUCCAAUGUACGGCAAGAACUUCAACACCAGCUUCAAUCCCCAGCUGGCGUACCUGGAGUACGAUAGGAACAGUGUUAUCUAUGAAAAGGACAUCGGUGAGGGUGCCUUUGGAAGGGUCUUUAUGGCUACGGCACCGAAGCUGGUGAAGGGGGAAGCGGAGACCGGUGUCGCGGUCAAAGUACUCAAGACGACCGCUGACAAGGGCGUGACAGAGUAUUUCAAUCGGGAGGCGCAGAUGAUCGCCAGGUUUUCCCACCAGAACAUCAUCAAACUAUUGGGUGUGUGCUUUGUCGGGAGGCCGCUGUGUCUCCUCCUGGAGUACAUGUCGGAAGGAGACCUGGAGGAUUUCCUCCACUCCAGGAGCCCUCACCGCUCCAAUUCAAGAACUUCAAACAGCCCAGGAAGCGGGCUGAAGACGUAUGAAAAGCUCAACAUGGCAAAGCAGAUUGCGUGCGGCAUGGCUUACCUGAAUGAGAUGAUGUUUGUGCACAGAGAUAUUGCCACUAGGAACUGUUUGAUCAACAGCAGAAUGGAUGUUAAGAUAUCAGACUUUGGCCUGGCGAGGUACGUCGGUCACAAGGAAUGCUUUGUAGGUCAUAAAGAGGAACACAUCCCGAUUAGAUGGACAGCACCGGAAGCAUUAUGGGAUUAUCAGUUCACGUUUGCGUCCGAUGUCUGGUCUUUCGGUGUGCUCCUGUGGGAGUUGUUCUCCUACGCAGAGCAACCAUACCUGAACCUGUCGCACGAGGACGUCUUCUUACACACGCGUCAAGGCUACAGGUUGAGCAACCCUGAGAACACCCCUCAUAAGGUUCACCAGGUCAUGACUGACUGCUGGGAUGCCAACCCUUCUAAUAGACCAUUCUUUAAACAACUCAAAGACUCACUUGCCAGCAUGGAAUGUGAAUGGCUAGCAAAUGGCAAAGAGACUCAAUCUCAAUGAAAUGAUCAAACUAAGACUCACAAUACCACAUGUGUAUUAGAGCAUCCAAAUCUUUUAUAGAAAUAUUUAUAUCAUUUUGUGUUCACACCUAUAUUAUGUAACAUGUGAGUCUGUCUUUUCAAUUAUAUUGAUUCCUAUCUUUGAAUUAAGGAGAGGGUGUCACAACAAUAAAAAUUAAUUUGGAUUAGAUUGGAUCAUUCAUGGAACUUCAUAAAUUGUUGCAUUCUUGGCGAGCUAUUUCAGGAAUGAAAACAAGUAUUCAAUGUCAAAGUCAAAAGAAAAUCUUUUGAGUUGGCUAAAUUUCAGUUUCAAUAAGAAGUAAGUCCAUCGUCUUGUCUAAGUGAUGUAUGUGUUGGUCUCAAAUUUACAUUUUGUAUACAAACCACUGAUGAAUAGUACUGCACAAUGUGUAUUCCAUUAUUUGUAUUGAGACGAUGUUUUUUUUUACCAUGUUAAAAAAUAUGUGAAUGCAUGUAAGCCAGCAACCAGAGGACCUAAGGCUUAGGUCCUCUCAGAGGGACCUGGUAAGGAGGAUAAUUGACUUGUCAAAGGGCACAAGCGCACCAUUUAGGAAUCUAACCUGGGUCAUUAGAUUGAGAAACCACCGCUCUUCCGACAGAGCUAACACAAUUCGAGAAAUACUUGUUUCAUUUAUCUUAGUAUUUUUGAUGCUGCACUUUGUUGAUUAGAAUGUCUUUCAUUGUUUGGAUUGUAAAGUAUUCAAAUUCAAUUAAUUUUCCCUCAAAAUGAAAUAUACAAAAUCACUGUUUUUAAUGAUUUACUUCCCAUAGGGACAUUGUCUUGAAUGCUAGCAUGUAUGAUUGGGGAAAAGUACUGAAAAUGUUUACAUAAUUUUUCGAUGUAUUAUGUGGUGUCGUUCCUGAAAGCUAUUCGUUUACACCUAAAUUGGCAACAUAUUGAUAACGAUAAAAUCACUGAAUUAAAAAAAUUGACAACUGAUUAAAAUACUGCUAUUAUCAUACAACUUGAUGUUGUAUACAUAUGUUUUCAAAGUAUUGAAAAUGAAUAGAAAAAUUAACCAUUGUUGCCGAUUUGAGGAGCGUAGCAGAUUAAAUAAUGUUGAUUUGAUAAAGCUGUAUGGUUAAACAUGUCUGGAAAUGGUGCAGAAAUGAUAUUAUCAAUGCUUUAAGCUGCAGCUGUCAGUGAUACUGAUUCAUUCCACGUUUGUAAGAAAAAAAAAGAUUGGUGCUUAUUUUUAUAUUUGACUUCUUACAUGUUGAGUGAUGUUACUCUAAAACCCUCUUCAUAUGUAGUACAUU
This is a messenger RNA of Lytechinus variegatus (green sea urchin), 4154 nucleotides long. RefSeq names its product muscle, skeletal receptor tyrosine-protein kinase-like. The coding region runs from base 7 to 2874 and encodes 955 amino acids. Gene Ontology annotation, molecular function: transmembrane receptor protein tyrosine kinase activity; protein binding; ATP binding. NCBI's taxonomy places the organism in Eukaryota, Metazoa, Echinodermata, Echinoidea, Temnopleuroida, Toxopneustidae. The record is from RefSeq and is a predicted model, not a curated record. The transcript has 10 exons. Gene Ontology annotation, biological process: positive regulation of kinase activity; cell surface receptor protein tyrosine kinase signaling pathway; protein phosphorylation. Gene Ontology annotation, cellular component: signaling receptor complex.